GAGCAAACAGUGAUUUGUUUGGGAAGACCGGGCUAACGGAUCAUUGAGGGACAGUGAAAUGAGAUAUCAAUCACCGAUAAUUAUAUGUCCCGUGUAGAGAGAUAGAUACACAUAGCACUGUCGCUCUCUCCUGAUGGAGCUAGCCGAGUGUAGCCAUAAUGCUCUGCUUCCCGACCUACAUGUCGACAACGUGCUGGUCGCUAUGGCAGCGGAUGCCGCCUCGAUAUCAGUUGACCUCCAGGAGAGAUGAAGCAGAUAUCCCGGUGGAGCGUUGUAGAACACCAGGGACCACACCCCGUAACAAGCGGGACGUCCGUGGAGGGACGACCACAAGCACGAGAAGAAACUCCACAUUCACAGACAUGCCUCCCCGGAAUCCCCGGGACUCCAUUGGUGGAAGACGUUUCCAAUUUCCAAACAGAAAAUCGGGCUACAUAGAUCACUUUAAAACUCAACAACGUGUGAAUUCCGCUAAAGUGAAAUUUUCAUCGAACCCUCCGAUGUCGCCGUAUUCUCCUCGCGAGAGAGCUUCAACAGCUCCACAUUUUCCUGUGACGAAAUUAGAGAAUUCAGUAUCGGGACAGGAAAUAACCACGACAAACGUGCAGGAUAUUUGUAGUGAGCAUAAAGCCACGGGAGGACGAAUCCGUACUUCCGCCGGCCGCCAAACACAGACAAGCAUGGAUCUAGAAGAUGCGGCAUCGUUGUUCACGGAGAGCAAAUCAUUAUUAAAAGACACAACGCAAAGACGAUUCAAUGUUCGAGAAACUGCCGAAGGCACCAUGUAUAUUGAUAAUGGAAAAGUGUUCUUCAUAAAGAGAUCUAGAAACGACCCAACAAACUUAUUGAAAUCUCGAACAACUGAUGGCGGUUUUCUUGCAAGUAUUCGAAAAGAUUAUCUUAAGAAGCCCAAAUAUAUCGCUGUGAAAGGAGAAAAACCUGAACAAGAUGAAAGUUCCGUGUUGCAACACGAGCGUGUUUACUAUAAUCAAAAAGUCGGACACAUUCUCGAUUAUUACUGCCGAGACGAUGAAGAUCGGCUUUCUAUCGACGACCUUGCCAAGUACACAAGGUCGUCACCUCGGGCGACUUUCUCAAGAAAUAUGUCUCCAAGGACCUCUAGAGUCAGAAAGUUGUACAUAGCUCCGGAUCAGGACGAAGUUAGUCCGCGAGGGAGGUCUCCUGAAAUGCUGGAGGACCCGAAUAUCAAUUCAUAUAUGAAGGUCAAUUUUCAGUCUAAACUGCAUGACCGGAAAUUUUACCUCCGAACGCCUGUUAAACCCGAUUUUCACAAUUUGUCCACAACGGAUAUUGAUAAUUGCAAGUGUGGUAUAUGUAAAAUUGAAAUGCAACUCUCUCUGAUGGAAAAACUUGGAAUUGGUUAUCCGUUAACAAAAUCCCAAAACCUGGAUGUGGAAGAUCAGCACCAGACGAUACAGGAAAUACCUACGCAGAGAAUAAAAGAAGGAAUUCGGGAAACAGUGAAGGAAACCAUUCCUCAAAAGGAUGGACAGACCGGAAGUGACAUAAAAGCAACGACGGGGGACGCAUUUGACGUUAAAAAACAGCAGGACAACAGUCUGAUCACGAUUACAGUUCCCGGAAUGAAUCUGGAAAGGGAAGGAACUCUGACGGAAUCUAUUAUAGAUACUUCUAGAACACCGCUACCUACUCCUGUGCCAUAAAUGGUUACCACAGAUUAGUAUACUUUGAUGAUGUAUUCUUAAAUUUUUGGAUUAAAUGUUAGAUUUUGGAAGAAUUGGGCCGAUAUCUUGUACCAGAUUUGGGCUUACUGUGGGAAUUAAGAAGUGUUUCUGUGAAGCAAAAUUCGUGCUUACUGCAUAUUGGUAGAAUUCAUGAAACGAAGAAGAAAAUUGAAAGCAUCCACGUGGGAGCUGAACGAACCACGUAAUUUAUCGAACAUCUUCAUUAUUGCACAAAAACGGAAGUUUUCUAACCAAAAUAUUUUUGACACACCACCGUGUGGUUUUUAUAUUACGGAAUUGCGAAUCGAUCAGAGACACUCGAAACAGUUUCAUUCAAUUUCAAAAUACAGUUGAAAACAAUUUGACUAAGAUAAGUUUUGUUUGUAUGUCGUUAUUAUGGUGAUAUUAUAUGUACUUGAUAGUGCUAGGCAAAGUGAUUGUUUUUGAUAAAUUUAUGUGUUUAAAAUCCUUAAAUCAAGGAAGGAAACAA
Messenger RNA from Ostrea edulis (European flat oyster), 2196 nucleotides. RefSeq lists its product as uncharacterized. The transcript is spliced from 2 exons. Lineage: Eukaryota; Metazoa; Mollusca; Bivalvia; Ostreida; Ostreidae. The record is from RefSeq and is a predicted model, not a curated record. The coding region runs from base 159 to 1685 and encodes 508 amino acids.